UGCUCCCUACCCAGUCAGCUCCACACCGGCUUCAGGGAGCAUCCAUUGAAUGCGGACUGGGAUGCUGAAUUAAAACAUCUCACCUUUUAUAUAUCAGACUUUUCAGCUUUCACUUAAGUAUAGUUCUUAGUUCAGUGUUUCGGUUCGUAGUAAUAUUUCAUAAAGAUGUCUGUGGUGGGAUUUGAUGUUGGUUUUAUGAACUGCUAUAUCGCAGUAGCCCGAGCAGGAGGCAUUGAGACUGUAGCUAAUGAAUACAGCGACCGCUGCACACCAGCAUGUGUAUCUUUCGGACCGAGAAAUCGCUCCAUAGGUGCAGCCGCAAAAAGCCAGGUGGUGACUAACUGUAACAACACAGUCCAGGGAUUUAAGCGUUUCCAUGGCCGGGCUUUCUCAGACCCAUUUAUUCAGAAAAUGAAGUCAAGUCUUGUUUAUGAGCUUUCACAAAUGCCCAUAGGAACAACAGGAAUAAAGGUUAUGUACAUGGAAGAGGAAAAGGUGUUUAGCAUCGAGCAAAUAACAGCAAUGCUUCUAACCAAACUGAAAGAGACUGCAGAAAAUGCUCUGAAAAAGCCAGUGGCAGACUGUGUUAUAUCAGUUCCUUCUGUUUACACGGAUGCCGAGAGGAGAUCGGUUAUGGAUGCAGCUCAGAUUGCGGGACUCAACUGUUUGCGGCUCAUGAAUGAAACUACUGCGGUGGCUUUGGCAUAUGGGAUUUACAAACAGGACCUCCCUGCCCCUGAGGAGAAGCCCAGGAAUGUGGUGUUUGUAGAUCUCGGCCAUUCAGGCUACCAGGUCUCUGUGUGUGCCUUUAAUAAAGGCAAGCUGAAGAUUCUUGCUACAGCAUUUGACUCUCAUUUGGGAGGUAAAGACUUUGAUGAAGUGCUUGUAAACCAUUUCUGUGAGGAGUUCGGAAAAAAGUACAAGCUAGACGUGAAGUCCAAGCCACGGGCUCUCGUUCGCCUCUAUCAGGAGUGUGAAAAACUCAAAAAGCUCAUGAGUGCCAAUUCCUCUGAUCUGCCUCUUAAUAUUGAGUGCUUUAUGAAUGACAUUGACGUCUCUGGGCGUCUGAACAGAGGUCAGUUUGAAGAGAUGUGUGCUGACAUUCUGGCCAGAGUCGAGCCUCCCCUACACAGUGUAAUGGAACAGGCUAACCUGAAAAACGAGGACAUUUGUGCUGUGGAAAUCAUCGGAGGUGCUUCCAGAAUACCAGCAGUUAAAGAGCAAAUCAGCAAAUUCUUUGGGAAGGAACUGAGCAUGACCCUGAAUGCAGAUGAGGCCGUGGCCAGAGGAUGUGCCCUUCAGUGUGCCAUCUUGUCUCCUGCAUUUAAAGUGCGUGAGUUUUCCAUAACUGAUGUAGUUUCCUACCCAAUUUCUCUGAAAUGGAGCUCUGCAGCAGAGGAUGGUGUUAGUGAAUGUGAGGUGUUCCCAAAGAACCACGCAGCUCCAUUCUCCAAAGUGUUAACGUUCUACAGGAAAGAACCCUUCUCUUUGGAAGCUUACUACAACAGCCCCAAAGAACUGCCCUACCCAGAUCCUACAAUAGGACAGUACAUGAUCCAAAAGGUCGUGCCCCAAGCCAAUGGUGAGAGUUCAAAAGUGAAAGUAAAGGUGAGAACAAACAUCCAUGGCAUCUUCAGCGUGUCCAGUGCAUCAUUAGUGGAGGUGCUGAAGAGUGAAGAGGCAGAAGAGCCCAUGGACACAGAACAGAAUCCAGCACAGGCUACAGAAAAGGAGGAAGAGAAUAAAAUGCAGGUGGAUGAAGAUCAACAGAAGGCUCAGGAUGAUGCUGAAAAAGAGAAUGGAGAGAAAAAAGCUGAAGCAGAGGAGAUGGAGGCAUCAACAGAAGAAGGAAAACAGGAUAAGAAGUCAGAUCAGCCUCCACAAGCUAAAAAACCUAAAGUGAAAACUAAAGUACUGGACCUUCCUGUUGAAAACAAUCCACAGUGGCAGCUGGCGAUAGAGAUGCUUAAUCUGUUUGUUGAAAACGAGGGGAAAAUGAUCAUGCAAGACAAGCUUGAAAAAGAACGAAAUGAUGCCAAAAACAAUCUGGAAGAGUAUGUGUAUGAGAUGAGGGACAAACUGCAUGGCAUGUUCGAGAAGUUCAUCAAUGAGAAUGACAGAGACGCUCUCUCAUUAAGACUGGAGGAUACAGAAAACUGGCUAUAUGAAGAUGGAGAGGAUCAACCUAAGCAAGUGUACAUCGACAAGCUUGAUGAAUUAAAGAAAUUUGGCCAACCCAUCCAAGACAGAUACACAGAGUCUGAGGAGCGACCGAAAGCUUUUGAAGAGCUGGGGAAACAACUUCAGCAGUACAUGAAGAUUGUAGAGGCCUUUAAAAUAAAGGAAGAGCAGUAUGAGCAUUUGGAUGAAGCAGAGAUUCAGAAAGUGGACAAGAUGGUGAGUGAGGUGAUGAUCUGGAUGAAUAGCAAAAUGAACCAGCAGAGCAAACAGAGCCUCACUGUGGAUCCAGUGGUGAAAGCUGCAGAGAUCACCGCAAAAACAAGGGAGCUGUUUUCCACCUGCAAUCCCAUUGUAACCAAACCCAAGCCUAAAAUAGAAGUGCCAAAAGAGGACACACCAGCAGAACAAAACGGACCGGUCAAUGGACAGGAGAACGCCGAAGCCGAGCCCAGCACUGACAAAGUGCCCACGAAUGGUGCAGAAGCCAGCGAUUCAAAACCUGAUAUGGAUCUCAACUAAGAGGACUGAGUUGUCACAUUUCCCAGUCACUCCAGAUCAUUCCAUGUUCCCAGCCAGAGGGUUUUUCGCAGCCAGAAUGAUAAUCGGCCACAUGAUGCAUGUGCUUUCAUUUUGUAAAAAAAAAAAAAAAAAAAAAAAAAUGCAAUAAACCUGUUCAUUGCUAUUCUAUUGUUGUGUGUGUAUAUGAAUGAGUACACCAACUGUUAUGUACUCUUACUGGGACUGUGGCAAAUGUUGGGUUUUAAUAAAUAUGAACGUUAAAUUGUUA
This is a messenger RNA of Trichomycterus rosablanca, 2968 nucleotides long. RefSeq names its product heat shock protein 4b (gene hspa4b). Gene Ontology annotation, molecular function: ATP-dependent protein folding chaperone; ATP binding. Lineage: Eukaryota; Metazoa; Chordata; Actinopteri; Siluriformes; Trichomycteridae. Bases 166 to 2700 code for a protein of 844 amino acids. The record is from RefSeq and is a predicted model, not a curated record. Gene Ontology annotation, cellular component: nucleus; cytosol. Gene Ontology annotation, biological process: protein folding. The transcript is spliced from 19 exons.